This is a messenger RNA of Dalotia coriaria, 1578 nucleotides long. RefSeq names its product GTP-binding protein Rhes. Gene Ontology annotation, molecular function: GTP binding; GTPase activity; G-protein beta-subunit binding. Gene Ontology annotation, biological process: signal transduction. The transcript is spliced from 4 exons. The coding region runs from base 172 to 1173 and encodes 333 amino acids. The record is from RefSeq and is a predicted model, not a curated record. Lineage: Eukaryota; Metazoa; Arthropoda; Insecta; Coleoptera; Staphylinidae.
ACCGGCACGCACUCGCUGCGAGCGGCCAGCUGAAUCAACAUGUUUCGUCGCGGACCGCUGAGACAAUAACAAAUAAUUCACACACGGCGAAGACGUGCGCGCAUCUCGACAUCGAUGACCAUUUAAGAACAAUAAAUUAUGACGUUUGCAAGCAAUGAAAUACAAUGAGCAAUGAGUUACGAAUACUGUAUGAAUUGGCUGUGUCCACAAGGAAACGCCAAAACGUCGGCGAUAACAUCACCGAAAGAAACAGUGGAGGCUAGUCCGAUUGAGACGAUGGUAACCACGGGACCAAACCCUAGUCCAGGUAGUUCAAACUCCUGUGAGGACGCUCAACCGCCUCCGAAGAAUUGUUACCGAUUGGUAAUGUUGGGUUCGGCGCGCGUUGGAAAAACUUGUCUUGUUGCGCGGUUCUUAGGCGGCAAAUUUCACGAUAGUUAUACUCCGACGAUAGAAGAUUUUCAUCGUAAACUGUACCGAAUUCGAGGUGAAAUGCAUCAGUUGGAUAUUUUGGAUACUUCAGGAAAUCAUCCGUUUCCAGCAAUGAGAAGAUUAUCUUUUCUUACAGGAGAUCUUUUUGUGAUUGUAUUCAGCAUGGACAGCCGAGAAACAUUCGAGGAAGCAGUGAGAUUGCGUGAGCAAAUUCUCGAAACAAAAGGUAACGCCGGAGGUGCAAAUAAUCCUGUUUUGGGACGAAAGAAAACACCUCCUCGAGUACCAAUUGUUCUCGCUGGUAAUAAAUGCGACAAAGAGAUGAGAACUGUAACUGUGGAUGAAGUGCUUGCAUAUUGCGAAUCGCAGGGUUCGGGUUGCGCGUUUGUUGAAACAUCAGCAAAACGUAAUCUGAGAGUAGACGAAGUUUUCUAUCAACUUUUUGUGGUGGCUAAUCUACCGCUUGAAAUGGCGCCUAAUCAUCACAAACGCGUGAGCGCAAACUUUGGCUCGCCGUGUCCGCUACCGCCCCCAGUGCAACAGCAACACGCUAAGAAGUAUACAUUAUCAGUAAAACGCCGCCUCAGCGAUGCUUGCGGUGUGGUCACCCCAAACGUACGCAGGCCUAGCAUUCGAACGGACCUAAUGAUUAUGCGAACCAAAACAAUCGGCGGCAACGAAACCAACGGCAAUACAAUCAACGUGCUUCGGCGUGUUGAGCAAGGUUGUGUUAUCACUUAAUUUAACCCGUACAAGUCAGAAAAAAAAUGGUAAACACACAAAAUGUAUUAAUAAUGCGCGACAAACUUUGUACUUGCAUAUAUCAAAAGAAUGUUUGUCACUAUGUGUCUUCGUGUAUAACGCAAACCAAAAUGUAACGACAUUUGUUGUGAUUAUCAAAUGGAACAAAUGGCGAUAAAAAAAAAAGUAAUGUUUUACGUUGCAUAAUGUGUAUACCGUGAUGCAAAUAUUGUUCGACCAAAAAAAUGAAAGCAAAUUGUAUUUCAAAAGACGUGUUUCUGAUUUGUGUAUUUUUAUAUGUAUAUUUGUGAAGAUUUUUGAUGUUGAUAUAAUAUUACGGGCAUGUUUUCAAAAGAAAUGUUACAUGUUGACCAGGCGUUAUAAUAAAGGGCAUUUCGAACAAUA